GCGCCGCUGCGCCGCCGCGGGAGGGCUGCGGCGCCGCCCGGCGGUCGGGAGCGGGCGCGCUGUGCCGGCGCUCCCUAGCUCUGCCCUUCCCGCGCCGCGGGCCCAGGGGCAGCUGCUCCCGGCUGCGUUGAGCCCUCAGCAGGGACCAGCUAGAGAGGUGCAGUCAGUGUGAAGAACAGCAGAGCAGCUCCCAGACCCAUGAUGCUACCAGCAUGGGAAAUGUGUGCCUACCUGUUCCUUACCAUUGGCUCUCACUUCUAUUCUUUCUAUGAAGUAUACCAGGUUUCUCAAAAAUAUGAAGAUGAAAUUGACAGAAGCUUUGGACUGGAACAAGGGACUCUGUUUUGGGGCCUUAAGAAGGACGCCUUGGAUUUUGAAUGGAGCUAUUGGAUCGAAUGGGGAAGGGAAUACAUACUGUGGCUUCUGGCUGGUCAUCUGCUGGUAUCACAAAUGUGCAGGCUGUUUGUGGAGAAGUAUAAACCAUGGUGCUUGAUGGCGUAUGGGAUGGCUGCCUGCUGGUUUUUAUUAGGAAUCAAGGGCUUUGCGGUCAUUUUGUUACACGCAGCUAUUUCGUUUGCUGUGGCUCAGUUUCAGAUACCGCUCCUGACGUGGCUGUGCUCACUUAUCCUGUUAUCUACUUUACGCAUACCAGCAGUGGAAGAAGCCAAGAGAAAGUGGUACGGCACUGAAAAUGAGUAUUAUCUGCUUCUCUUCACGGUGUCUGUUCGUUGCCUCUUCAACACAAGUUUCAGCCUGGAAUACUGCUGGCAUGGACAUGCCCAGAAAUCAUCUCAUUCGUUCCUGUGGAUGCUGGCAUAUGUGUUUUAUUAUCCCAUGUUCCACAAUGGGCCCCUUAUGAACUUUGAUGAGUUUAGUAAACAGAUGAGGAAACAAGAAGCCUUCAGUUUGAAGACCAAUCUUGGCAUCUUAAUCGUGGGCAUAAUUCGUAUUUUCUUUUGGUGGUGCUUGGCUGAGCUAAUGAUUCACUUCAUGUAUAUCCAUGCUAUCUGCAGUACUUCUUCACCUUUGGAAGCUAUGUCAUACUGGGCCUUAGGUGGUGUGGCUUUAGCUCAAGUAUUAUUUUUUUACGUGAAGUACCUCGUUCUGUAUGGUAUUGCUGCCCUCCUUCUCCAAAUGGAUGGACUCAGACCUCCAGCCCUUCCUCGCUGCGUGAGCCUGAUGCACAGUUUCACUAAAAUGUGGAGAAGCUUUGACGUUGGGCUGCAUCGCUUUCUGGUCAGGUACAUUUAUGUUCCCAUGGGAGGAUCUCAGUCCAGUCUGCCAAGAAUGCUCUUUUCCACUGCCCUCACUUUUGCCUUUGUAAGCUAUUGGCAUGGAGGACAGAGCUACCUGUGGUACUGGGGAGUACUUAAUUGGCUUGGAGUAAUUGUGGAAAAUGGCAUCAAGAGGAUACUUUCUGUUUCACUUAUUCAAGACUUAAUUUAGAGAUGAAGUGCUCGGAAUUCAUACUCUGUCAUACUGUGCUGGCGGUGACUCACUCUUCAGUCUUGAUGCUCAAAUAAUCAUGCUUGUUCUCCAUCCCUAUUUCAGUAUUUUUUGCGGGGGGAGGCUGUGGAAUUCCAAGUUUGGCAAUGGAUUCAGCUAAGUAGUUUAGUAUCCAGUGCUACCUUAUAUCAUUCUUGUGCCCAUCACUGUGAAUUUGGUGACUGUCUGGAAGCAGCUUUUUUCCAUCCUAGAGAAUGAGUAUAUCAGAUCCUUUAAUUUGCCUUCUGGAGUGAAACUGAGCUUCAGCAUCUGACCAGUUGCAUACAUAGUCCUCUGAACUGGAAAACAAAGGUUUUCAGGCAUCAAAUGAGGAAUACAUAACUGUAGGGGCUCUUUGUACUUGCUGCCAUUGUAUUGGAUAUUCUCAAAGAACUCUUAAGUAAUUAAGUGCUUAAAUACCGUGAAAAUGAUAAAGACAUGGCAUUGUGAAGGUGGGUCGUAUGUGAUGGAUUAAUUCUAAAUAUAGUUAACCAGUGCUGCCAAUAAGGUUCAUUUUUUGUACAAUAAAUCCCCUAACAAUGAACUAAGCGCAUUUCCCCCCUCUCCUCCUUUCUUAAAGUUGAGUUACAGAAUUCAGGUGAAUUGGAAUAAGAUACUUUUUUUGAAAAAUGGGAAAAAUAAGUUGAAUUUCAAUUUGGCUUCAUUUUUAAAAUUGAAUUGAUCAUGAAGUAUAACAAUAAUUAAAGAAAAGCUGCUUCUGUUUUUCCCUACUGUGUCCUCUCCCUUCUCUUGCAAAAGAUUUAGAAAUCUAAAUAAAGUGCAUUUUAUUCUUAUCAUUCACUGAAUCCUGUGCUAAGAAUAUGUAUAAAAGAAUUGGACCCUACAUUUAUUCAGAUUUUAUGGUAAUUUAAAUCUCCAGCAUUUCAAACCUAGCACAGUGUGAGCAAAUAACACUUUUAUAGCUUUAAAUUUAGUCUGACAGGUUUUAAAUGUGUUCUCAGGCUUAUUGAACUGGAACAAACAAGGAAGCACAAGCAUUAUUUAUGAGAAGUAAUACCAGCAUAUGAACAAAUAUUUAAUGGAAGCAGUGAAUUUCCUGACCCAAAAAUUUGGACCUGAAACUAGUCAUCCACACUGAUUGCAAAACAGUGCCUAGCUUCCUGAUUUCAGCUUUGGAAGUGCUGACGCACUUUCUUGUUGUUUUCAGCUCAAACUGUUUUGAACUUUCGUGCUUUGAUGAGUUUAGUUGUGUGAAGCUACCUGUGGAUCAUUUUUGGCUUAAUAGAGUUUACUUUUUAGCUGAAUGCAGUAACAUUUUAUUUCUUUUUAUUAAAGCGUUAUAUAGAGAAUAACAAUAAAUGCUAUGCAUCAUGAGCUAGGAUAUAGAUUACUAUGUAUUAAACUAGGGGAGUUUCACUGGAUUUUUAUCAGGAUUUUUACUUUUUCAUGAGGUAUUUGAAACUAUAAAGAGCAAAACAGUGUUGUUGUUUUUUUCCCACUGAUUCGAUAUUAAUUUCCUACAGAUGAACAGAGAUUCUAGUAGUAACUCAUUUGAAAUCAAUGACAGAAUUUGUAUUGGCUUUUAGUAAAUAAUGACUCAGAUGUCUGAAAGAAAAUGCUGAUGGCUGUCAUUCUUCCAAUGAUUUCAUUUUUUCCCCUCCUCCUUCUCCUUAAGGAAAACAAGAUAGAAAUCUAUACCGGAAAAGUGAUACCUUGGUUUAGGAGUAUGUUUAAAACAAUUUAAACUUCAGAAUAGCUGACUGCAUCUUUAAACUAAUGGAUCUGGAAAUUGUCCAAAAGAAGAUGUAGCAAAGAGGAUGAAGUUGACAGAUGGUUAAAAUUAACGUUUUAAUUUCAGUUGAAACAGUAGUGUUUAUUUUCUUAGCUGUUUCCUGGUUAAGUGAAAAGAUGUCAUUUGGUCUUGUAAGAAUUUUUUAAAUUGAGACAUAAAGAUAUCUCUUCUAAAAAAUCCUGCUAUAAUGAAUUCCUGGUGUAAAAUCUUAUUCCCAGCUUUAUUUAGAAAGGAACUAAAUACACUGUUAGCAUCUCACUUUGAAAAGCCAACUAAUUUUAAGCGGUGCUUAUUUUAAAAUAUUGUUUACUACCUUUGUACAUGUUUUGAGUUUUUUAACUGCAAAAUACUUUGAUUUCUAAAUUUUUAUUUAUGGCUGUGACGAUGCAAACUGAUUAAGGCAAUUUCAGCCCACUAUAACUGCCUUUUUCCCCCUCUUUCCAAAAGGGAAAAUAUUUUGUGUGGUGUCCAUGGUUUUGGUUAGCGUGCUCCAUUAGGGGUUUUUUUCACUAGGACAAUGAACUCUGUACAUUUCUCUCUAUAGUUGAAAUGUCAUCUUUGUUCUGGGUACUAGGGAUGUGGCAAUGAUAAUUUGCAAUCUCAGCAUUGGAGAGAAUAGGAUUUUAGAAGAAUUUCAAAUGAUCGACUGUGAUAAGGGUUCCUUUGGUCUGGAUUUUUUUUAAUUUCUUUUUUCUUUAAUCCGUUUGAUUUGAUUGCCUGUGUCUUAUGCUCAAAGCAUUGAAAUUUCUAUAGUUAUUCAUAAUAAAUGAUGUAAUGAUCUUGCAGAGAGCUGAAGUGGAACAUGGAGAGAUCCUGUGAGGUGUGCCCAGUCUCAGCUGUUCUUUAGCACACACUAGGCUUUGAUCUUUAUUUUGCUUCAUUUGCUGGAAAGAAUAUUUAUAACACUGGUUUACUAAUCUCAGAAGCCUGUCUCACGUAUUCUCCUUUACUAAUAGCUUUGUGUAAUUAAUUCAUAUUUCUAUUGCAAUGUGGUGAUUCAUUUAAGUGACAGGCAUUGCAACAAUGCUUUCUUCAUAAUCUUCUUAUGUGUUUGCUGUAGACUUCUGUUGGGUUUGUCUCUUCACUGUCUGAGAAUGUAUAACAAUGUACGGCAAGGUAGUUGAAUAAAGUCCUUUAAUCAGA
Molecule: messenger RNA, 4381 nt
Organism: Numida meleagris (helmeted guineafowl)
Lineage: Eukaryota; Metazoa; Chordata; Aves; Galliformes; Numididae
Gene: HHAT
Product: hedgehog acyltransferase
Exons: 11
Coding region: 199-1446 (415 amino acids)
Biological process (GO): protein palmitoylation
Cellular component (GO): endoplasmic reticulum
Molecular function (GO): palmitoyltransferase activity
Source: RefSeq, a predicted model, not a curated record